Molecule: messenger RNA, 1675 nt
Organism: Diabrotica balteata
Lineage: Eukaryota; Metazoa; Arthropoda; Insecta; Coleoptera; Chrysomelidae
Source: the annotation of a GenBank genome assembly
UAGGUCUAAUAAAUAAAAUUACAAUCAAUUAUAAACGUUUGUGGAUGAUAAACAUCUCUUGUAAGUGUUACUCUAAUUACUAGGUAUCUAAUCUAGUGUGAUAAUGUAGAAGUUGGUACAGAAAUAUCAAGUGCUGAAUAAUACCAAAUGAUUCAAGGAAGAUGUCGGUUGUGGAACAUGAGCAUAGCUGCCCUAGUCUGCCUGACAAUAUACAAUGUGAUGUUGACCCUAAAACUGAUGUACGCUCAGGAGUGUCCGAAGCAGCAACAGAAAAUUAUACAGAAAGUUGUUUACCAGAAGUGCAACCAGGAGUCGCCAUCAAUCCCGGAUGAUGCCUUUUCCUCUCUGGACCUAAACUUAGGCCGGUGGGAUAACCAACAUAAGUAUAAGAUGUUUGACAAUUUUGUUUUAGGAGAAAAAUACAUAAUCCUCAGCAACGUCUACAAAACCUGCCUAGCGACUCAGGGCUCCCUGGAUAAGCUACCAUCAAUAAUAGAAGUUGCCAACAACUGGAAUGGGCCUAUAUCUCUCGCGACAUUUGCGGCCAGCGAAGACGAACUCAAUGCUUUACUGUUUUAUAUCUCGUACUUGAAAAAAUGUAAUGAAAAAAUCAACGAUAAGGUAACAUUCCAUCUAGCAUUGACCAAGGACCGCAAACCGAAGAGGUUCAACCUAGAUAUAGAAAAACUUAGAGAAGCGAAAUGUGAUAGUCCAAUAGAAAUACUUCAACACUUAACUAGAAACCUCCACAAGGGUGCUAAUCAAUGGAGAGCCAAAUUACCGUAUCCUCAGAAUCAUUUGAGAAACUUGGCUCGGAAGAACUGUCAAACGAAGUUCGUUUUCCUUACUGAUGUCGAUAUAAUCCCCAGCAGAAACAUGGCUGAAAGUCUUGAUGUGUUUUUUAAUGAUGAUGUAUGUAAGAAGGGGAGAAAAUGUGCUUUUGUUGUGCCAACUUAUGAAAUUGACGAGAGAGUGAUGUUUCCCCAUAAUAAGACUGAGCUAAUAAGAAUGGCGACUAAGGGACUGGCCAGACCAUUUCACCAUAAAGUCUUUAUUUAUAAUCAGUAUGCCACAAAUUUUUCAAGGUGGCAGACAACUAUGGACGAAAAUAAUGAUGUACAUAUUAGUCACCCCGUAACUAAUUUUGAAUUUCUAUAUGAACCAUUUUACAUUGCACCAGACAUAGUACCACCACAUGAUGAACGGUUUAUAGGAUAUGGAUAUACUAGAAACAGUCAGGUGUAUGAAAUGUUCGUAGCCGGCUAUGAGUUCCAUGUUCUUUCACCUAUCUUCACGUGCCAUUGGGGUCUACAAGUAAAAAAAUCACGACCGCCGUGGCGAGAACACCAAAACAAUCUUAACAGAAAACAUUUUGACGGAUUCAAAAGGGAAGUAUUCGCCCGAUACAACAGAGAUCCACUUAAUUUCAUGGCCUCGAAGAAAAAUUGAUGGUUCAGAUUUUUGAGAACGUUUUUAUGGGACCAACGACCUGCUUCGAGAGAUUAUACUAUCCGUAGAUUGUAAAACGACUUUUAAAAUAUUCCUACGUGCACAGAUACUACCAGCAGUAUUAGUAUUUUUGAAUAUAGACAGCAGAUACACUUAUUUCUCUAAACUUAUUGAUAAAGUGCAAUUUUUAAAUAAAAAUUAAGCAUAAUCAAAGUGGAUAAUGAUA